CCAAGAGGGAAAAUUUCUCGACAUCGGGCCUCUGAUGUGGUGCCACCAGGGGUUUAACGAGUUGAUGCUGGAGGAAGCCAGGCGGUGGCGGGUGAAGAGAAAAGUGUGGCUGGAAUUGAUGCAGAAAUCACCUUCAUCGACGGGGACCUCCCGAAUUAUGAACGAGGACAACGUUGUUGUUGAAGCCGGUGGAUCUGGUGUGCAGAAUCGUCUUCAGCUCGAUCCACAUCACAAUGAAGUAGAAAACGUCAGCCUCGAGCUCUGGCCCGAUCUGUUCUACCACGACGUGAUAGAGACUUACGAGACCAACGUCCGUAACAUCUUCCUGCAAGCCACCUUCCGCCCCGUUUACAUUAUCGAAAUGGACCAAGCUGUGACCAAUGACGAAAAGAAUAAACCUCGGUUGCUCCGAACUCCCUUUGUCAAAGACUGCCUCCUAUCAAAUGCAAAAAUGUCUGGGUCUGCGUCUGGAAGAAUGCGCGACUUUUCAUGCAGCUUUUCGCUGACCCAUGAGGUCUGGAAUGCAGGACCUAGCAUGACAGAUGCUGCUCGAUCUCUCUCAUGCCUAUCCUGCAUGAGAAACUCCCUCCCGACUUGGUCAAAUAAACUGGACGACUUUUGGUAAUCAAAAUCAUGCAGCAUAGAUUUUUGCAUGCUUCAGAUUUAGCAUGACAAGUUCAAGCUGCAUUCUUCCAGACCCAGACACUUUUACGUUUGAUACCUCCCAGAGGGGGAGUUGAUCUAUUCCCUCGACUGCCCGCCGGGGGACUUCAAGGGGGGUAUCCGGUUUGCGGAGACCGCGGAGGACUGCCAGCGUUUUUUGCUGAAAUCCGGCGCGAAUACGGCUUUGUUUUCGGACAAAUCGAUGGAGUGUUGGGCCUGGAACUGCAUGAUAGCGGACCGGACGGGAAUUGUAGUGUACAAGGAUCAGCCUGGAAAUGACCAGUUCACGGAGAAGAUUUUCCGCGUGCUAAGUACGUUCUGCGAGGACGGAAGGGGGCAGAAUGACGUUGUGUCGAGAUUUCACAGCCCGAAGUGGCAGUUUGCGGUGGACAGAAGAAACAGUUAUGGUCACGCGGAGCGGCAUGACAGGGCAACAUCCUCCUGUGUCCUGUCCGAGGACAAGCAACUGCGUUUGCAAGUCCUCCAAGACCGUGCACACCACCAGCAUUCGAGUACAGCAGGGAAGAUCGAAGGAAAACCUGGCGCGAGCGUCGACGUUUCAGCUGCAGAACAAGAACUUCUACAGACAAACUCAAGGAGAAAGAUACCCGGCAGCACAGCAAUCACCACACAACAUGAAGCUCAAGCUUCCCGUGUGUUGAACGAGAAGAUUCAAAACACCCUCGCGAAAAUCCGCGUCGCCUGCGUCUUACUAGCGGUCUGGCCUCACGAGGAGGCGGAGAUGCGGGCUCAUAGUGUCGUCACCGCACCGUACUGCGAUGAAGCGGCGUUUGUGAUCGCGAACAAAACGGUCGUAGGAUCAGGGACUUCGGGAUCUCCUACGGAUGAUGGGACUGCUUCUUUCUCCACAUACAACAACGUCCCGGUACGGAACCUCGCGAAAUCCGAGGCAGAAGGCGGCUUUUCCAUGGCGGAAGAUGUGUGGAGACAGGCGGACAAAAUGCCGAAUACAGUCGAGAAAUUUCACACGAGCAUAUUAGACGCCGAACGAUUUUUCUUUCAAGAACGCAAGAAUUUUCAACAAAACAACCAAGCUGCAACGAACGCCGGACCACAAUCAGAUGAAAGUCCUGGCGCAGACGAACACAAACAGGAAGACGCUCUCCACUAUUGGUACUGCUUCAUCGAGUCCGACGUUGCCUUUUUCCCGGAAAAUUUCAAACGAUUUCUGCUUCUGAAAAACCUCGCGACGGAGCAAACGAAGCAAAGCCCCCUCUACGUCGGCCAGACCUGGGCGCACUCCGUGUUUCAGGACGGAUUCCUGACCGAACCGAGCCAGGGCACGUGUUUGAACCAAAUAGGUUUGCGGCAACUGGUUCUGUUUCUGCAGGACUUGAGACAAAACCGGCAGCAAAACCCAGAGGUGCGUGACAGCGGGAAGAAAUCCGCCAUCCUGGAUUCCACUUGGCCGCCCGCGGGGCUGGACUGCGACCCCUUCGCGAAGGAACAGCACACGGAAGUUUUACUCAUUGCCAACACGUGCUUUCGGAACGCGGGGCUGCGCGGCAUCGCGCCAGCGGACGCGAGGGACUCGGUUGGAAGAUUAUUCUGGGCCGACGCCCUGGAUAGCUUGGUCUAUCCUGUGCAAAAGUAUCGUACUCGUAUAGCAAUCAUGCAUUACAAGGUAAAUCAGCAUUACAAAUUUUAUCUCUCAUGCUGAGGAAAUAAUGCAUUUAUACGAGUACGAUACUUUUGCAAUUCAUACGGUCCGGCUGUCGAGAAAUGUGGGGGAGAUUCGGAUGAAGGAUAUUGUCACCGCUUCAACACACGGGAAGAUCGGGAAUGCUGGUACAACUACCAUCGCACGUCGAGGCGGAGAAGAAGACGGUGAAGAACCUCCAGGUAUGCAACUGCAAGUGGAAGCAACAAGUACAACUGGCGCAGCUAAAUCACAUAGGACGUCCUUGGGCGAGAUUUUGCAAAACACCGACGAAAUCUUUCGUGACCGAUUUGGCUCUUUGGUAUACAACAAGCCGCAGCACUACACACUGAAGAACAACGCGUCUGCGCCGUUUUGGCUCUUUUUCGAGGGCAGCAACCACUUGUGGGAGCGGUGUGCGAUCGAUCAGGCGCAGAAUUUUCAUCAACCAAAGCAAGACAUGACUCCGCAGAUGAACCGACAGGACAUUAGCGACGAGAGCGGUGUACAGGAACUGGCUGAAGAUGCAAGUAGACAACUGCAGCGUGAUGGAUCAUCAGGAAGCACCAGUAUUACGCGCCCAGAACCAAAGCAGAAUGCCAUCGUCACCCCGAAACCCGUCGCGAAGUCUCUGGUGUCCAAGUACCCGGUUGCUUUCCAUCCGCACCGAAGUCUGGCCUCCGGGCGGACGCAGGUCCGGCAGAGUAAGACUCUCUGGAAAGCCAAUUUCUCCCUGCUGGCCGUCCACGAACUCGUGAGGAAGAGGACGGUGGAGUGCCCGGGCGCGGCGGGCGAGGGAGUAGAAGCCGGAUCAUUCUGCCUUGGUCGCGAGGAUGAGGAAAGUCCGAGGGUAUUCGGGUCGGGUGGAGCAGAUGAAGCUGAAGCUGUUGCCUCUCAACAGCCUAUCGAAGAAGUGGAAACCACACAGACAGCAGAAAGCACUGAACUGGCGUUAGUAGCCCUAAAAACGCGACGUGGAAAUGUUGAAGACCCUGCUUCUACUUCUCAAGCAGCUUCUUUACUGUCGCGGUUCUUUCACUGUUGGAGGACAAAAUUGAGAAAAACAACGCGACAGCUAGUUGCAAAGAAUCCAGAAAGUUUUCAGGCAAUAGCGAUGGAAAAUUGUUGA
Amoebophrya sp. A120 is the source of this 3452-nucleotide messenger RNA. Lineage: Eukaryota; Dinophyceae; Syndiniales; Amoebophryaceae. The record is from the annotation of a GenBank genome assembly.